AUGAAGGCGCAGCCCCGGGACCGGCGCCUGCCGGCCUUUUGGCUUUUGCACCCGGAGGAGGCGCCUCCUCCGGCGCCGGCGCCGGACGCGGCGCUGGCCCAGAAGAAGAACAAGCGCGAAAAGCAGAGAGAGAAUGCUAGAAUCGCCGCGCAAGCGGCACGCCAGCAGAGCUUGUCUUCGGCCGCCUUGGAAUCCACGCUGCAGGAGUCCUCGAAGGGCGCGUUGUGCGUCGUCAAGUUCAAGGAUUGGCCGGAUGAGUCCCUGUCGCCGCGUGCGGAGCUGUCAGAGAUCCUGGGUGCAACCGGCACGGCGAGGGCUGAGGCCGACGCGCUCCUGGCCUUCUUCGGGUUGGAGUGGCGAGGCUUUUCGGAGGAGAUGUGGAAGAAGAGCUUCGUCGGCAGUUCCCGGACACGGCCGCGGUGGUGCAAAGCGAGCUGCCCCGGCGCAGGGACCUGCGACACCUACACUGCGUGA
Effrenium voratum is the source of this 474-nucleotide messenger RNA. Lineage: Eukaryota; Dinophyceae; Suessiales; Symbiodiniaceae. The record is from the annotation of a GenBank genome assembly.